Messenger RNA from Rotaria sp. Silwood1, 1080 nucleotides. The record is from the annotation of a GenBank genome assembly. NCBI's taxonomy places the organism in Eukaryota, Metazoa, Rotifera, Eurotatoria, Philodinida, Philodinidae.
AUGGCUUCUAUAACAUUGGUUAUUUCAUUUAUUAUUUUAUUAUUAACAAUAUAUUCUUAUUCAGCACCAAUUGAACAACUAUAUGAUACUUCAACAUCGGAAUAUGAAUUUAGUACUGGUACAUUAUUGGUUGAUCAUGAAAAUGGAAUUAAUAUGCAAGUAAUGUCCAAUGAAGAAUCAACUUAUGUACCUGAUGAACAAACAUUUACUAAACCCAAUGUUGUUGAAUUAACAACACCAGAUCAACUUGAAUAUCCUGAUGAUGUAUCACUUCCAUCAAGUACAAUUGAUGAUUUAUUAUUUACAUCAUCACCAAUGUCAUCGAUGUUUGAAACAACAUCAUCAUCAAAUGAAACCAAUGAUCAACAUAUUUCAGAUGAUGAUUCAUCUACAUCUACAGAAUCAAAUAUGCAACCGGAAUCAGAAGUAGUUACACCUAAUAAUGUUCAAAACGAAGUCGAAUCAUCAACAUCAUCAAACAAUGAUGUUGUUCAAAAUAAUAAUGAAAUGGAAACCUCAACAAAUGCUGAACCAUCAUUUGUUGACUCUGAAUCACAAACAUCAACAGUUUCAUCAUCUGUUGAAACUGAAUCAGAUACUACAUCAGAAGUAUCAUCAUCUGAAGAAUCUGAGUCACACACAUCAGUUGCACCUGAAUCAGAAACAACAACAACAUCAUGGUCUGUUGAAUCUGAAUCACAAACAACAACAACAUCAUCUGCUGAAACUGAAGUCGAUGCAGUGGAAGUGUCAUCAUCAGAAGAAUCUGAAUCACAUACAUCAACAACAACAACAACUGAAUCAAACACAUCAGAAGCAUCAUCUACUGAACUUGAAUUGGAUACAGUAGAAACAUUAUCAACUGUUCAACCUGAAUUAGAAACAUCAUCAUUAGUUGAUUGGUCCAGUACAUCUACUGGAAUUUUAAAUGAUGAUCAAUUAGAAGAAAAAGCAACAAAAUUUGAUUACGGUAAAAGUGAUCAAUCAAGUGAAGAAUCAGAAACAGAACAAUUAACAACAUCUGUUUCAACUGUUUCAGGUCAAGUUGAAAUAAUCGUUGACGAUGAAUCAGAUGACUGA